Molecule: messenger RNA, 3549 nt
Organism: Aethalodelphis obliquidens (Pacific white-sided dolphin)
Lineage: Eukaryota; Metazoa; Chordata; Mammalia; Artiodactyla; Delphinidae
Gene: TAFA5
Product: TAFA chemokine like family member 5
Exons: 4
Coding region: 92-610 (172 amino acids)
Biological process (GO): G protein-coupled receptor signaling pathway
Molecular function (GO): G protein-coupled receptor binding; receptor ligand activity
Source: RefSeq, a predicted model, not a curated record
CGGGGCCCGCACGUGGAGGCCGGCGCGGGGGCGCGGGCAGGGCCGGCUGCUGAGACGCGCUGCUGCCCCCCGCGCGGGCGCCGCGGCUUCAAUGGCGCCAUCGCCCAGGACCAGCAGCCGGCAAGAUGCGACCGCCCUGCCCAGCAUGUCCUCAACUUUUUGGGCGUUCAUGAUCCUGGCCAGUCUGCUCAUCGCCUACUGCAGUCAGCUGGCCGCCGGCACCUGUGAGAUUGUGACGCUGGACCGCGACAGCAGCCAGCCGCGGAGGACGAUCGCCCGGCAGACGGCUCGCUGCGCGUGCAGGAAGGGGCAGAUCGCGGGCACCACCAGAGCCAGGCCCGCCUGCGUGGACGCACGAAUCAUCAAAACAAAGCAGUGGUGUGACAUGCUCCCUUGUCUGGAGGGGGAAGGCUGUGACUUGUUGAUCAACCGGUCAGGCUGGACGUGCACGCAGCCCGGCGGGCGGAUAAAGACCACCACGGGGCCUUAUAACCGGAGCCACCCCUUGUAUCAGGAUUGGACCUGGAUCCUAGCGUUCCUGACCCCAAACCAGAGGCUCCAGGAUGCUUCCUUCCCUCCCGGAGGAGGAAACAACACAGCUUGUCCAUAAUGAGGCAGCUCAACAGAAAUGGAAACUGUGGUCCACGAGGACCCAGCCCCCCUCAGAACCCCACCACUGGGACGCAGCCUGGGGCAGACUUUCUAGAAACUUCUCUCAGAAGACAGACUCCAAGAACAAGUCAUGAGCCAAAGAAAAUAAAUAAAUGGCUAUAAAGGUAGACAUGACUUUCCCACGUCAGAAUCAAGAAACAGUUUUUUUAUUGGAAAGAGAAGCUAGACCAUUAGGUACACAAUAAAUCCGUGUUAUUGCAGCUAUCAGCUUGCCUAAAGUAAGGACACUCCAGUCUGCUUGUCUAUAAAAGCUAAACAGAACAGCACAAACCUUCCCCCAGAGGCCCCGGCAGCUCCCGCCCAUCCUCCCGCAGCUCUCUGCCUCGUGGCACAGAAGGGCUGCGCUGUCUGUGCCAUCGCACAUCACUUGAUGCCCUGGUUAGAGCGGUCUGCUGCCUGGCCUCCGGUCCCUCACGUGCAGGUACUGCAUCCUAGCGGUGACCGAGUGGCGGAUGCUUUCACGGUGAGGACAGGUGAGAUGCCUGGAGCAGCCCGGCCGCACCCAGAGCUGGUGUCUCAUCUUCGGGCUCCCUGCUCAGGUCCAUAAGGGCUAAGGAACAGCUUACGGCAGGUGCGGGUGCGGGGCUUGGGGUGGUUCUGGCCGUCCCCGGGUUUAGCCUAAGCUCUUGCUCUCAGGUGUUCUCCCUCUCGUUCUGCUGGGACCCCCAUGUCGGCGCUGAGCCCCUGUCUGACUUGCUGCGCCCUUGUCCCUUUAUCCCCUGAGGCUCAGUCACCCUAUGGUCUGCGGCAGCAGCCUCGCCCCGCGUGAGCGGGCACUGAAUCCGCUCCUGUCCUCCGACCCGCAGGGCCCGCUUUGCGAGGGGGAGGUCAGUGAGCACCCAGACGUGCCGACCCUUUACAGUUGGCUCCAGACGGCCCUCCCAGCCUUUGCUGGCUCUCCGUCAGCCCAGCGAGGGCUGCGGUCUGUCUCCUCAGGCCCUGGGAGAUGAGUGGCUUCGGGGGAUCGAAGCCAGGUGGAGACUUUGUUAGCCAGGGACCCCAGGAGGAGAGACCCACUCCGGCCGGAGCUGAGGCUGCCGGACAGAUGUGGUCCCCCGAGCCCUCACCAAGGGCUGCGGUGUGAGGAUGGAAGGAGGGGCUCCCGGGGUCAAACCCCGCGCAUCCCCGUUGGCUGUGCUGCCCCGGGGCUUCCAGACUCGGGCCGUGGCGGGGCCGCGAAGAUAGUGGUGCACAGAGGCGCCCGUCUGCUCUGCCUGGUGCAGGGCUGGGGUCGCCACUUCACGCUGCUUCCUAAGCACAAGGGGACAUGUCCUGAGGCCACAGGGCAGGGACGGAACUGCCCCUCCGGCUGAGAGGGCCCUCAGCACCCCACCCAGGCUUCCCCUGUCCGCCUGCCCCGCUCCAUCCCCUCCCCGGCUUCUCUCCUACGUGGCACCGUCGUGGCCUGGCCCUUCAGAACUGGCCCAGCAAGGUCCCGCCAGGCACUGUCCGCAGCCCUCAGCCCUGCAGAUUCCCCAGAGCGUCAUGGGCCGGGCAUGUUCCAUGUCAUCAGGGCUGUGCUCCCUGUUUGGGGGCAGUUCACGUGACCUUGCUGUGCAGUGGGCUCCAGGAGAUGAGACCCUCCACUCCUUGCCUACUAAGGACCCCUAAGUAUCAGGAGGUGGCGUAGUUGUCAUUCUUCUUGGCGUUUAGCAGCCCCUAGAUGGGGGCAGAGGAGGGAUGGAGAUUGGGUGACGGGCAGGGGUCCUUAGAAGCAGCCGCAGUGACAAGACACAGGUGCGUCCGGGGCAGCUGGGCUGGUGCUCGAGGGGCAGGGGAGGGACUGGGGCCCUGCUCUCUCACGCUGGGCAUCCUCAGACCAGGCCUUGGCCCUCGUGCUGCCCGCCCCCGCCGUCCGAGGUGCCGCAUCUCCCUGUCCCGUCUCCCUGCCUGCGCGCUAGACGCCAGUGUGAGUUUUCACAGGGUCUUGGGUCUCCAGGUGGCCGGUCGUCUCCUCCCUCACAGCAGGGCAGAGGGGGACAUGUCUGAGCAGCCAGGGCCCCUCUGCGGACGAUCGUGUGCCCUCCCUCCUCGGGCGUCUGGGACAUCCCAGGCUCAGGAGUCAGUUAACCACACUCCUCGGGUGUGAACUGGCCGGAUAAGGUCAGGAAAUGGUCCCAGAAACUCAAUCACGUGGCUGGGCAUGGAUGGGAUGAUGCACAGCCUUUCCAGAAGCUUCUCCCCGGUUGUUUUUACUCUCUCCGUGGUAGCAGCCUUCAUGGUCAAGCUCUCUCACGCAGACCAUGGUCAUCUCACUGCCCUGCAGUUUCUACGUCUCCACUGUCCGUUAGAACCUUUUGUUUGGGGCUUUCAGCCCAGAACAUUGUGCUCUUUAAACAGAAGACAGCCUGCCCCCAAAGGCAAAUGGAAACUUUUAGAGGAAGAGGGAAUAUCACUCAGGGGACUCACAGGGCUGGAAGGUUUCCUUUUGUUUUAUAAACGAUGCUUUAUAGCAUCCAAAUACCAAGAAAAACCUCGUCACCUCCUUGCCCGGCGGGAAGGACUGCCCUGGACGGGAACCCGGCCGUGUCCACAGCUCAGUCCUCAGACCAAACACUUCCGGGGCUCUCGCCACUGACUGAGAGGCUCUGUCCACUGAGCCCGGUGACCGCAGGGGACGCGGGCAGUGCUGGGCCGGCUCCUGUGUCCAGCGUGCAAGGCGAGGUGACCCUGAGACCAGCUCUGUCCACCUCGGGGGCGGAGUCCCAGAGAAAUAGCCGCAGACCCUGAGGACGCAGCCCAUGACCUUGGGGUGUUGGACGGCCAUGCGCAGAGCUGGAGCCCGCCGAGUGCCGGCUGCUUUCCAGGCCCAGGGACACCAGGGGGUCACACAGAGGCUGCGACCCCAGGACACUCUGGAUCUCCGCACACCAGGAC